Messenger RNA from Leptopilina heterotoma, 1524 nucleotides. Its product is annotated as proline-rich protein 4-like. The record is from RefSeq and is a predicted model, not a curated record. The transcript has 3 exons. The coding region runs from base 142 to 1242 and encodes 366 amino acids. NCBI's taxonomy places the organism in Eukaryota, Metazoa, Arthropoda, Insecta, Hymenoptera, Figitidae.
UAAAAUUUCUUGGGCCAGGGUAUACUUGGGGGUCCCCUUAUACGAAGGCGAAAGUGUGCCGCGUAUAUAAGGCCUCAAAUAGUAAGCAAUCAGCAUCCAGUUCACUCCUGGACGCACCUGGAAUAUCGCGAAUUACAAAAAAUGAAGAGCCUGAUCUGCGUGGCUCUGUUCGCACUCGUCGUAUCGGCGGCGUCGGCAGAAGAAAAAAUCACCAAAGAAGUUGAGGACAAGAAGCACGAGAAACGUGGACUCUUCGACUUUGGCUAUGGCUAUGAGGGUGGCGAUUUUGGCGGUCUAGAAGGCGGCGACUAUGGUGGUCAUCAUCAGGAGGAUCAUCAUCAUCACGUGAAAACAAUCGUGAAAACAGUCGCCUAUCCAGUGGAGAAACACGUUCCCGUCAAAGUGCCAGUGCCCCAACCAUAUCCAGUUGAAGUUAAGGUUCCAGUCAAGGUUCCCGUUCACGUACCAUAUCCAGUCGAGAAGCACAUCGAGAAACCAGUUCCAUAUCCAGUUCACGUACCACAACCCUACCCCGUCAAAGUCCACGUACCACAACCCUAUCCAGUUGAGAAAAUUGUCGAGAAAAUCAUCAAAGUACCAAUUCACAUUCCCCAACCAUAUCCAGUUGAAAAAAUUGUCAAAGUACCAGUGAAGGUACCAGUUCAUGUCUCCGUUCCCUAUCCAGUUGCAAAAUUAGUUCCCUAUCCAGUUGAAAAAACUGUCCACGUUCCCGUUCAUAUCAAGGUUCCAGUUCACAUUCCCCAACCAUAUCCAGUUGAGAAAAUAGUCAAAGUACCAGUACACAUUCCAAAACCAUAUCCAGUUCAUGUUCCUGUUGAGAAGCAUAUUCCAGUUCCUGUGCAUGUGCCAAAAAAAAUUCCCUAUCAAGUUAAAGUACCCGUACCACAACCAUUUCCCGUUGAGAGAAAUAUUCCCGUACCAGUGAAAUUUACCGAAAAAGUACCACAACCAUUUCCAGUUGAAAAAAUUGUUCACUAUCCGAUAAAAGUGCCGGUACAAAGACCAGUGCCUGUUCCCGUUUUACAGCCAUACGCAGUUCCGGUGGCAAAAAAUGUUCCCUAUUUUGUCGAGAAAAAUAUUCCCGUUCCGGUCAAGGUCGAAGUGGAAAAACCCGUUCCCUAUCCAGUUGAAGAACAUGUUCACGUUCCAAUUGAAGAUUACGGUCAUGGUGAUAGUGAUAAUAGUCACGAACACGUUCCACAAGUUCAUGAGGAAAAGUAAGAAAUAAGAAUUUUUUUUUAGAUACUUUUGCUUUCAAUUACACUGCGAAUAUUUAUUGUUAUUUUUUUUUUACUAGAGAAAAUAGGUGAAAUUAAAAAAUCGUAUUGUAGUGAGAAAAUAGAAAUAGAAAAAUAGAAUAGUUUGUAAAAAUAAUUAAUUAUUAAUUAGUUCAUUAUUCACUGCGAAUAUUGUCAAAUCUGUAUUGUACUCGUAACGUAAUUUUGUAAAUUAUUUUAUAGAUUUAAAAUUGAUUAGUUAAAUAAAUUCAAAAUUUAUCUUAAA